Messenger RNA from Neurospora hispaniola, 897 nucleotides. RefSeq lists its product as uncharacterized. The transcript has a single exon. The record is from RefSeq and is a predicted model, not a curated record. Lineage: Eukaryota; Fungi; Ascomycota; Sordariomycetes; Sordariales; Sordariaceae. The coding region runs from base 150 to 575 and encodes 141 amino acids.
CGAGACGCAUUUGGUAGCGUGGAUCGGAGAUCAUGGACACUAGCAAGAGUUAUACUAGCUCAGAAGUAAUGAAAUCAGGUCCUGUAUAGAACCCGGAUCUUUCACCAGGAGUCACAUCCGUUACCUCCCGAGCUCAACGUCGACGAAUCAUGGAAGUCGUGGGCCGGGGGAAAAGCAACGGCAGUACAGUCUUUGAUGCAUGGACUGCACAUUGGCCCUCUGUUGCUGAGCAGUUGAGCCCUGUCACUGGUAUCCCUAGGUUCGGUAAAGAUCGACGGAACGGCCCUUGUCGAAUGGAGGUCUGUACCUGGCGCUAUACCCAGGGCGGGAUAGCGCAAUCUGCCCCCAAUUUCAACUUCCCCGAGCUCCCGCUUGGCACCGAUAAUUCAGGGGCCACACUGGCCAUGAGGCACCCCGAGCUCGACGACGACGAUGCUACCCUGGACCCCAGUAUCACAUCCAAGUUCUUGAUCAUAGCCACGGCGGCAGCAGGGCGGACUCUCCGCGGUUUAAAAAGACGAUAUCUGGUCGGCGAGACUGUGCAGAACAGAAAGCCCGGCGUUGCAGCGGGCUGACUUGGCUGAUGAAGAGACAAUUUCCGGGGGCCUCGAGUCUAGUGUACGCCAACAAGCUCCGCGCGCUAGAUAACAAAAGGGACAAGGACACUUUAUCCGGUCUUUUCGGCUCCUGUUUGCAACUUGGCGGUGCACUUCAAACAGUGUUUCGACUGGGAUGGCAUUAAGCUGCGUCGCGUGUCCUGGUCGCAUUCUGUGAGGGCUUGUGGGACUUGUCCGAAAGACACGACGAAGGGUAGGGCGAACAGCAUUGGGCGGGAAGCGCACAGGUCAUGGCAGAUCCGAAGCUGAUCCCAUCAGUGAUCCAAGGCCGAUCACGCAG